This is a messenger RNA of Procambarus clarkii (red swamp crayfish), 1518 nucleotides long. The record is from RefSeq and is a predicted model, not a curated record. NCBI's taxonomy places the organism in Eukaryota, Metazoa, Arthropoda, Malacostraca, Decapoda, Cambaridae.
AUGGCCGUGUACGUGGUGGGGCGGGGCCAGGCAUGCUUACGGCGCCAGGAACAGACGGAACUGGAAACAGGAAGGAGACAGAAAGAGAUGAAAUAUGGAGGGAGAGAUGGGAAGAUAGACCGCGAUGGAAGGAGUAGCAGCGGCCAGCGUGGCACAGCACAACGGUUAGUAGCAGCAACUCCUUUUCAACUUUCAAUCCCAAUCUACUGUUCUCAAUGUUUUGUCAGCGGGACGCUUAAGACUCCCUCACGACCCACGGCUGCAGACACAAAUGGUACAGCUGCAGACACAAAUGGUACGUCAUCAGGCACCAACGGUACGGCCGCAGACGCAAAUGGUACAACAUCAGGCACCAACGACACAUCAACUGGCACCAACAGUACGUCAACGGCCACUAACGGUACGUCACCAGGCACUAACAACGGUAACAAUGGUAACAAUGGCUCUAAUUCUACUGCCAAUUCAACUAGCACGGGAACAACCAACGGGACCAAUACAACGGCAUCAGGGGCUACCUCAACCAACGGAACAAAUACAACGGCUACAGGGGCUACCUCAACUAACGGAACAAAUACAACAGCUACGGGGGCUACCUCAACCAACGGAACAAAUACAACGACUACAGGGACUACCUCAACCAACGGAACAAAUACAACCACUACAGGGGCUGCCUCAACCAACGGAACAAAUACAACGGCAACAGGGACUACCUCAACCAACGGAACAAACACAACCAGUAGUUCCAACUCGACCACCACAAACAGCACGACCAACGCAAAUGGAACAUCAGGCACGAAUUCCACCAGGCGUAAGCGCUCUGUAGCAGACGGUGACGAGGAACUUGUCGAAGCUGUUGAUGGCGGCCAGGUCCUUCUCCAGGUGACACAAGCCCCUGACGAAGUCCCUGAAGUCCCUGACGAGGUCCCUCAAGUCCCUGACGAGGUGGACGAAGACUGCGAUCUGGAUACUGAGGUUAAACGCAUCGCACAAAUCAACCAAAUCGCUGACGAUGUUAUCAGAGAAGGCGGUCAGAAUGAGGUCAUUGAAGAAGGCAGUGGCACGGCCAGUGAAGAUAGAAUUGGUGGACCUGAUGGGAUAGUCAUCUCGCGACGCAGGAAGCGAGACACGGACCUGACCAGUAGUUACGGCGGGGUGGUGAUCGUCUCCCCCUUCAGGACAGUCACCAAGACGGUGGUGGAUAAGGGCGUCCUCUUCCGGACCAACGGCACCACCUCUCUCUGCUCCUGCACUCCAGACUUUUCAAAUAAGCUGAAGGAGCUGCGAGUUAACAGUUAUGUGAAUAGUGAUGUGCUGGGAACAGAUGUGAACAGAGAUGUGCUGGGAACAGAUGUGAACAAAGAUGUGCUGGGAACAGAUGUGAACAGAGAUGUGCUGGGAACAGAUGUCAACAGUGAUGUGCUGGGAACAGAUGUCAACAGUGCUGACGUAGAGUCUGCCCUAAACAGCUGUGGCAGAGACUGGGAUAUUCACGUUCUCUUCUACCUUCGUCUGAGGUGA